Molecule: messenger RNA, 11708 nt
Organism: Acinonyx jubatus (cheetah)
Lineage: Eukaryota; Metazoa; Chordata; Mammalia; Carnivora; Felidae
Product: protocadherin gamma-A1-like
Exons: 2
Coding region: 6883-9321 (812 amino acids)
Biological process (GO): homophilic cell-cell adhesion
Cellular component (GO): plasma membrane
Molecular function (GO): calcium ion binding
Source: RefSeq, a predicted model, not a curated record
ACAACCAAAGUUUGUCUUUCAAUGUGAUUGGACCAGUUUAGACCAUUUACCUAUCCCUGGCUCAAUAAUAGUCACCUGGGGAAUACCCUGAGCCUGUGAUUUUCAGUAUGAUGGGGAGGAGGUGACAUUUGGUAAUGUCUGGAGACAUUUUUGAUUGUCAUAACUGUGGGGGUGGGGUCUACUGGCAUCUAUUGUGUAGAGGCCAGGGAUGCUGCUAAAUAUCCUACCAUAUGCAGACCAGCCCUCUUCCCCACAAUAGUUCCAUGGCUCAAAAUAGUACCAUGGUUGAGUAAGCUUAUUAAGUCUGUAUUCCUAGCUAACACUGACAAGGGGAAUGAGGUUUACCAUUAUUGGUUUAGAUCUAUCAGUAUCUAUGAAUAGGUUUAGCUUCCUGUUUCAGAAGGUGGGCCUCUAAACUAAAAAAGGAAAUGUUAGAAGAGAGCAAAGGGCAUAGACAACUGUCUUAGUCCAUAUGUACUACUUUAACAAAAUACCAUAAACUGAGUGGCUUGUAAACAACAGAAAUUUAUUUAUAAGUUCUGGGGGCUGAGAAAUCUGAGAUAAAAGUGCCAGCAGAUUUGAUGUCUGGUGAGGACUUCACCCUCAUGACCUAAUCACCUCUCCAAAGCCCUACCUCCAAAUACCAUUAUACUUGGGAUUAGGUUUCAACAUAUGAAUUUUGAGGGAACACAAAUACCGGUUUAUAGAGGCCACCAGUAAUAUCCAUGAAAGAGCUGAUUAUUUGAGGGGUUAUAAUAAUAUAUAUUUAAUUCCAACAAAGAUUCAAGUGGACAAUAAGCACAUGAAGAGAUGCUCAACAUCACUAAUUGUUAGGGGAAUGCAAAUCAAGACAAUGAGAUACCACCUUACACCCAUUAGGAUGGCUACUAUCAGAAAAACAAAAUAACAAAUGUUAGUAGGGAUGUGAAAUAUUUGAAACCUUUGUGCAUUGCUGGUAGGAAUCUAAAAUGGUAUAGCCACUGUGGAAAACAGCGUGGCAUUUCCUCAAAAAAUUAAAAAUAGGGGCACCUGCAUGGCUCAGUUAAGCAUCUGACUCUUGAUUUCGGCUCAGGUCAUGAUCUCACGGUUUGUGAGUUCAAGCCCCUCAUUGGGCUCUGUGCUAGCAAUGUGGAGCCUGCUUCAGAUUCUCUGUCUCUGUCUGUCUGUCUCUGCUCCUCCUCUCCUCAUACAUUCACUCUCUCUCUCUCAAAAUAAACAAACAUUAAAAAAAAUUAAAAGUAGAAUUACCUUAUGAUCUAGCACUUCCACUUCUGGGCAUGUACCCAAAAGAAUUGAGAGCAGGGUCUCAAAGAGACAUUUGUAGGGGAGCCUGCAUGGCUCAGUUGGUUGAGCAUCUGACCUCGGCUCAGGUCAUGAUCUCAUGGUUCAUGAGUUCGAGCCCCACAUCAGGCUUGCUGCUGUCAGCCAAGAGCCUGCUUUGGAUCCUCUGUCCCCCUCCCCCCGCCCCUCCUCUGUUCAUGUUCUCUCUCUCAAAAAUAAAUAAAACAUUUAAAAAGAGACAUUUGUACAUCCAUGUUUAUAGCAACAUAAUUAAUAGUAGCUAAAACUUAGAAGCAACCCAAGUUGCCAUCAACAGAUGAAUGAAUAAGUAAAAUGUGGUCUGUACAUACAAUGUAAUAUUAUUCAGCCUUAAAAAGGAAGCAAAUUUGGGGGUGCUUGGGUGGCUCAGUCGAUUAAGGGUCUGACUCUUGAUUUUAGCUCAGGUCAUGAUCUCGUGGUUCAUGAGAUUGCUUACAGCAGAGAGCCCACUUGUGAUUCUCCUUCUGUCUCUCUCUCAACCCUUCCUUCUCUUCCUCCCUCUUUCUCUCUCUCUCAAAAUAAAUAAAUAAACUUUAAAAAAAGAGGAAGGAAAUUUUUACAUAUGCUACAACACAGAUGAACUUUGAGGAUAUUAUUUGGUGUAAAAUAAGCCAGUCAUAAAUAGAUAAAUACUAGUUGAUUCCACUUACAUGAGUUAUUUAGAGUACCCAAAAUGAUAGAAAAUAGAUGAUGUUUUCCAGGGGCUGGAUAGAGGGGAGAAUGAAGAGUUAAUAGGUAAUGGGUAUGGGUUUCAGUUUUAAAAGUUGAAAAGUGUUCUGGAGAUAGAUGGUAGUAAUGGUUGUAUGAGAUUAUGAAUGUAUUUAAUACCACUGAACUGUGUACUUAAAAAUGGUUAAGAUGUUAAAUUUUAUGUGUAUAUUACCACAAUAAAAAAAAAGUAUAUAUGUAUUUACCAAGUGUGGACAGUCAUCAAAUAUAAUAAUCACAUAAUUACUGGUGAUUUAAAAUUUUUAUCAGUAUUUUCUACUUUAGUAUAAUAAAAAAACUUGUUAUAUUGUAGAAUUUACAGUGAGAAUGACUUUUGUGAUGAAAAAUUAUUUUUAUAAUGGCUAAUUUCUUGAGCAAAAAUUUUUUAAAGAAAGAAGCUUCAGUGGUGUAUCAUCUUCAAAAGGAAAUGUCAAGAGGGAAAAUUGUGUAGGAAUUCUUUUAAGUCGAUUUGAAUUUUAAUAAAUUAAAGCAUUUGGUUUAAAUUUUUCAGAAAGGCUAAUUUCUUAUACUUUGUCAAAAAGGAAUAAUGACUCGCAGCCUCUGCCUAAAAUAAGUCCUGGAAAUAAAGCAAAUACAGUCUCCUGACUUUGAGAAAUAACAGGAGGUAGAUAUCAUACCAGGCCUCUGGGUGCCGCUGUCUGCCAGUCCGUAGCUAGAGUGAAACAAAGCAGUCCAUUGGCAUUCUGACCCAGCGAUCCCCGCCGACAUUUGUGGAAUAUAUCUGGAGUGGACUUCUUACGCCUUCUCUUCCACCAUCUUUUCUAAAUUUCUGCGUCAGGAACAUCAGGAUGUUUAACGACCCGGAAUGAGGCGCUGCCUUUUCUCUCCAGUGUACCUUUGUAAUCCGGGAGCAACCAUGGCAAGAUGUAUUAGGAUCUGAGAAGCAGCAUUGAGAAGAGAUAAGAAAGAAGUCCCCCACAGGAAAGGCACACCGUGCGCAGUAAGCAGUUUCCCUUACUGAUGUCUUUGUUCAGCCUAUUGAAGUAUGCAUCAGAUGUGCUGUGAGAUUCUAGAAGAAAAGGCCAGUGGUUUAAAAGUGAGGAAUCUGGGCAAAGAUGUGACCAGAACUAUGGGUGAGUGCCGGGAAGCCUCUUUACUGCCAGAGAAAGGAGCAGGGAAGAACUGGAGAAUGAUAGACUAGAUCUAGCAGAUAAUGUUAAAGGAAGUCUUUAGGCCCUUGAAUCUGAAACCCUCACUGGAAACCCCAUGAAUGCUUUUCAUAUAAAUUUAUUCAUCCUGGAUAUAAAUAAUUUAUGGUUUUUAAUACAUUUUGUUUUGGAAAUUGUGGAAAACAUCUUAAAAUGAGCAUAGUUCAUUCUUAAACCCCAAUAUGUUUGGAUGCUACAAGUAAUUCUCUAUGGAUUUAUCACAUUAGUUUCAAUAGCCAUUUCCCCAGUCCCCACAAGUAAAAGAGAGGACUAGGGCAGGAAUGGACCAGAGGAGCAGAGCUGCCACCAGUUAGUGGUAGGGAGGGGUAGGAACAGCUCGUGGCAAGAUGAGGGAGUUGGAUGCUAAUGCCAGUGCUGCCGUACUGAGCCACAAGAAGUACAGCAGAAUCUGCCUACAGGAGAACCUGCCCUCCACCACAUGCUCUGCAUUCUUCAGGGGGACUCUACUGACCUGGAUGACACUGUAAGGUCGAGAUCCCCUACACUUACUACAGUCUCAUAUAGCAUAUCUACCAUCUAAAAGUGACAGUACCAUCUUUGAUUUUGGAGUGCAACAGAUGCAUCAUGGAGUAGAAGAGAAGAUUGGAGGCAGUUUAAGGGCCCCUUUCAAGAUCCUGAUUGAAAUGGAGGUUGAGAACUACAGUGCUGUGCAGGUGACUUUCAGCUGGGUGUCUAGUCCUAUUAAAGGCAAGAACUGUGGCUGCCCAAGCCAAAACAAUGGAGAGAUGAAAGAUACAGAAAGUAGUAAACACACAGUCAAACAAUUCACUUCUAAGAAUUACUAUGCAAUUCUUUGUAAGCUACAGACAGAUGGAAUUCUAAACUGGAAGCAGACCAUGAAAUACAAUGUCACUACCGGAGCCACCAAGGACAAGCUGUCCCUCUCCUCCAGCAUAAGCAUCACCCUGCAUAUCACCACCAUCAACAAAAAAUGCUUGUUUUCCAGCAGACCUCUUUCUGCAGUCCAGGAGAAUGGGAACACCUGCUAUAAGUCUUCAUCUCACACUUUAGUGCUUCUUACCCAGAUGUGGGGCCCUGUGCACCUAUUUCUUCCUGGCCAGCAACCUGGCACUGUGUGCACUGUCAUCCAGUGUGUCAGUAGGUGCAGAGCAUGAUGAUGUUCACUGCAGGCUCCUUGUGAUGGCAAAAAUACACAGGCAGUGCUGUGGCAGGAGCUGCAGCCAGAAGUCAUGCCCUCUUUGAUGUGGCACCAUGCUCAGUGCAGCUGGCUACCUGGUCACGAAAGUGACCAGCUGGAGAGCUUUGCCUGACUGUGCUAUCAUAUGCUUCAGACCAGCUAAUAUGGCUCUUCAACCUAGGGAGGCACAAGAGUGAGAUUAGCACCAUGGCACUGUGACCAACAGAGAUGUUGCUCUACAGGGGUUGCUGGUCACUGCAUACAAUACCAACAGUCAUCGUGCUGCACCUGGUCUUUGCAGAAGUUGCUGCCAGAACUCAGCAAUGGCCUGGCACCAGGUGCCAGGCAGGCAGAGCUACAAUUUUACCUGCCUAUGGCCUUGUCCUUGAUAUCUGUUCUCUUCUCCUCACAGUGACUCUGGCCUUCACCCUGCUUCUGUGGGGCUCCUCCAGCCCUACUUUCAGUCUGGUCUCUGGUCCAAGCCUAGAUUUGGAGAUACUUCUACUUCAAGUGAGAUUUGCCCUAAUUCUACCAUCUUUGUGUGGCUUCAGAUAUUGUAAAGUCUUAAUUUAAUUUCUUGAAGUAAACCCAAGAUACAUCUUUUAACUGCAUAGUCUCUGUGGUGCCUGCACUGCAACCUUAAAUAUUACAUUGGAUUCAAAUGUUUACCUGUGAGUUUUAACACUUUUAUUUUGUAAUAUCCUGUUAUAAAUCAACUCUGGUUGGUUUUUUUGUUGUUGUUAAAUGAGGAGAAGCUCUGCAAGUUCACUUUCUAGUUUCUGUGUGUAUUUUCAUUUCUUUCACUAGCUCAGACAGUCCCUUUGGUGAAAAGUUUGUUUCUAUUAGUGUAUAUUCUAAAAACUUAUAUUUUCUGCUAAAAAGUCCUUUCCUUGAAAUAUUGAAGGAAGUUUGCUGAAUCUUUAAGCUUUUGGGUUCCAUAUACUUGUUUUGAGAAGCUGAGAAACUAUAGAUUUGGUUACACAGGAAUAGAUAUUCUCUUUCUAAGAACUACUCUUGUGGCCUUUGUUUCCUUUAUUUCCUUAUUUUCUGGACCCUUCUCAAUCGUGUUCAUGGGUAGACUGCCAGUAUCUGGCCAGAUUUGCUCCUGAAAUGUUAACCUCUAGAAUGCAGAAAACAUUCUUCCCUAACUUUUGGGUAAAUCACUUGGAGCCUCAGACAUUUUAAUUAGUAACCUUUUACUAAUUUUGCAAUGAGUAAAAGAAGGAAGGCAAUCUAGUUUAAAAAUCUUGCUCUUUAAGAAAACCAGCUUCUCUUGGGGGAAUAUUAAGUGUGAUUUUAGGAGAAUGCAUAUUAUUUUAAUGGCCUGUCUAAAAAUAAAGAUGUGGCCCUGUCCUUUUCAGUUUUGAAGAAGAAUAUCACUACUUCUUAUGUCUCUUAAAUUGGAAGUCUUAAAUUAGAUACUCAUAUGGCAUUUUCCAGUAAAUUCUAAGAGCCCAGUGUUAUUUUAUUCAAAAUACAUUACCUUUGAGUGAAUUAAAGAUCUUUUAAAAUCUGCAUAAUACAAAAACUUCAGAAAAGUGGAAAAAUUAGGUUAGGGAUAAAACACGUUCUUUAAAAUUCCAAGGGAUAUUCAAAGCACAGUGGAAAUGAAAUGGGACAGUCCAAUUUUUAAAUGUCUAGCUUACAUCCUAAAAGUUUAUUUAUACGUUGGGGCAACUGGGUGGCUUAGUCAGCUGAGGGACCAUCUUUGGCUCAGGUUUUGAUCUCAAGGUUCCUGAGUUUGAGCCCCACAUUGGGCUAGCAGUUGUGCAAGCUGCUGUCAGUGCAGAGCCCACUUUGGAACCUCUGUUCCCCCAUCUCUCUCUGUUCCUCCCCUGCUCUCUCUCUCAAAAAUAAAUAAACAUUAAAAGAAAAAAAUUAAAAGUUUACUUAUCCUCCAGUUUUUUUCAUCCUCCAGUCAAAAGGCAAUUGCUCUUCUGUGUGGCCUGAGAAACUGUCAAAUGGUCAAGCUGUAGUAGCAUAAUGGAGGUAUGAUUUUGUCACUGUGAUAUUACAUGAAUAACACAUAGAAAGCAGAUAGCUUGGAAAUAGGGGGAUUCUACUGUACAUUGCAAUUUAGCAACAGUUAGAUGUGAUUAAAUAAAAAUAGUACUUUCUAAUUCUCAUACAUAUUUUGUAAAAUGCUUAACUAUUUCCUUGACAAUAAACUAAGACUUAAGGAAAGAUAGGUCAGGUUAAUGAGAAGGGAAUGUUUAAGUAUUACCUAGGAGUGUAGUAACUGGUGAGGACUCUGGGCGCCGCUGUUCACCAGUCUGAGAGAGAGAGGCAGCAUGCGCGUGCGCACACACUCACACAUCCCCAAAGGGAAAAAAAAUAAAAAGCUUCUUAGAACGAACCUCCAUCACCGCCAGAUUGAAAACAACCUCCCUGAAGCUUCCUUGACCCUACUUCUGGACCACCUUCUGCUCUGAAAUCUCCUGAAAAUUCAGUUAAUUUGGGCUUAGAAGAACAGAGAAACAAUACCGUUGGUACCAGACUGGGAGAAAACUACGAAAGGAGAGAGCAAUGGUGAUUCGGGGGAAGCAGCCCAGCUGCAGUGAACUGUUCCUGCUGUGCCUUUUUCUGGGGCUGUUGUUGGAAGCUUGGGCCGGGAAGAUCCAAUACAUGGUGCCAGAAGAGACAGACAAAGCAUUCUUUGUGGGCAACAUCGCCAAAGACCUGGGGUUACAACCUCAGGAGCUCACGGAGCACAGAGUUCGCAUCAUCUCCAGAGGUAGGACGCAGCUUUUUGCUCUGAAUCAUCGAAGUGGCAGCUUGGUCACAGCGGGCAGGAUAGACCGGGAGGAGCUCUGUGCUCAGAGUGUGCGGUGUCUGGUGAGUUUUAACAUCUUGGUAGAGGAUAAAAUGAAGCUUUACCCUGUUGAAGUGGAAAUAAUUGAUAUUAAUGACAACACUCCCCAAUUUCAGUUAGAGGAAGUAGAAUUUAAAAUGAAUGAAAUAACUACUCCAGGUACCAGGAUCCCUCUGCCUUUUGGGCAAGACCUUGAUGUUGGUAUGAAUUCACUGCAGAACUACCAGCUAAGCUCCAACCCUCAUUUCUCCCUGGAUGUUCAGCAGGGAUCUGAUGGAUCCCGAUACCCAGAGAUGGUGCUACAGAGUCCCCUGGAUAGGGAAGAAGAAGCUGUGCACCACCUCGUCCUCACCGCCUCUGAUGGGGGCAACCCAGUCCGUUCAGGAACCCUCCGCAUUCAUGUUCAGGUGGUAGAUGCAAAUGACAACCCUCCAGCAUUUACUCAAACACAGUACCACAUGAGUGUCCCGGAAAAUGUGCCACUGGGCACUCGGCUGCUUACGGUAAAAGCUACUGACCCAGAUGAAGGAGCCAAUGGGGAAGUAACAUACUCAUUUCACAAUAUAGACCAGAAAAUAGCCCAGAUAUUUCAAUUGGAUUCUGACACAGGAGAAAUAUCAAAUAAAGAAUCCCUGGAUUUUGAAGAAUACAAAAUUUAUCCAAUGGAAAUUCAAGCUCAGGAUGGUGCAGGCCUCAUGGCCAGAGCUAAGGUGCUAGUCAAAGUUCUGGACAUAAAUGAUAAUGCCCCAGAGGUAACCAUGACAUCUGUCACCACUGCAGUCCCAGAAAACUUUCCUCCUGGAACUAUCAUUGCUCUUAUCAGUGUGCAUGACCAAGACUCUGGAGACAAUGGUGACACUACAUGUUCCAUUCCUGAAAAUCUACCCUUUAAAUUAGAAAAGUUAGAUGAUAAUUAUUAUCAUUUAGUGACAGAAAGAACACUGGACAGAGAACUUACCUCCAGGUACAACAUCACAGUAACAGCAACAGAUAAGGGAAUUCCAACUCUAUCUACAGAAACCCACAUUUCACUGAAAGUGACAGAUAUCAACGACAACCCCCCUUGUUUUCCCCAGGAUUCCUACUCUAUCUUCAUUCCGGAAAACAAUCCCAGAGGCGCUUCCAUCUUCUCCUUGACAGCUCAGGAUGCUGACACCAAUGAGAAUGCACUAGUCACUUACUCCUUGGCAGAGGACACCAUUCAGGGGGCGCCUCUAUCCUCCUACAUUUCCAUCAACUCAGACACUGGCAUUUUAUAUGCCCUGCGAUCCUUCGAUUAUGAACAGUUCCGGGACCUUCAUCUGAGAGUGAUGGCGUAUGACAACGGGGAUCCCCGACUCAGCAGCAAUGUGUCGCUGAGCCUGUUUGUGCUGGACCAGAACGACAAUACGCCAGAAAUCCUGUACCCAGCGCUCCCCACCGACGGUUCCACAGGCGUGGAGCUGGCGCCCCGAUCCGCAGAGCCCGGAUACCUGGUGACCAAGGUGGUGGCGGUGGACAGAGACUCUGGCCAGAACGCCUGGCUGUCCUACCGUCUACUCAAGGCCAGCGAGCCGGGGCUCUUCACGGUGGGGCUGCACACGGGCGAGGUGCGCACUGCACGGGCCCUGCUGGACAGAGAUGCGCUCAAGCAGAGCCUGGUGGUGGCUGUGCAAGACCACGGCCAACCCCCUCUCUCGGCCACCGUCACGCUCACCGUGGCCGUAGCUGACAACAUCCCAGAUGUCCUGGCAGACCUGGGCAGUCUCAAGCCCUCAGCGGACCCUGACUCCUCAGGCCUCACGCUGUACCUCGUGGUGGCGGUGGCUGCAGUCUCCUGCAUCUUUCUGGCCUUUGUGAUCGUGCUGCUGGGACUCAGGCUGAGGCGCUGGCACUCGUCCCGUCUGCUCCAGGCUACGGGGGUUGGAUUGGCCGGCGUGCCAGCCUCGCACUUUGUGGGCGUGGACGGGGUGGGGGCUUUCCUGCAGACCUAUUCCCAGGAGGUCUCCCUCAGGGCGGACGCCCGGGAGAGUCACGUGAUCUUCCCCCAGCCCAACUAUGCCGACACGCUCCUCAGCCAGGAGAGCUGUGGGAAAAGCGAGCCUCUGCUGAUAACUCAGGAUUUACUUGAAGGCAAAAAGGAAGCAUUUUCUCAGGAAAUGUAUCAUAGAUGAGUAAGUCCAUGCUUUGAUAUACUUACUCUGCUCCAGUAAAUUAAAGAGAUAUACCAAAUAUAAAAAGAAGAAAGCCAAAGCAUGGUAAGGCACAAAUAAAAGAUAAAUAUAUUAAUGGACCAAAGAUGGAAAAGAAAGUGGUGAGCCAGGCUAAAGCUGUGGAAAUUCUAGGCUUGGCUUAGAUGCAGACAUUGAAGAUCAACAGGUUGUUCCAGCACUAUAACAGGAACAAAGUGCUUUGGGCUAAACAAGGGACCUGAGCCACACAUACUACUUGAAUCUAAAAUAAGCAGUUCAGCUCCUGAGCUAGUUCAAAUUGGCUGCCUGCCAAUUCCUGUGGUGACAACUUUUUGCAACCUGCAGACCAAGGGAGAGAGGUAGAUCCAGAUGCUGGCUUCAGAAAAUGAACACUAAAUUUCUUAGACUUGAGUUGUAAUAUUCAUAGUAUUACAGCUGCACACCACUAAAAGACCUACUUAUGGCCUGGGACCUGGGAUAGAAUAAUUUCAAAACCAUUUGAGACAAAUCCCUGAACCCAGGAGGGAGGGAGAAUGGGAGAGAAAGUAGAAGAAAAAGACCAAUUAAAAAAAAACUCUUCUGGGGCACCUGGGUGGCUUAGUCAAUUGAGUGUCUCACUUCAGCUCAGGUCAUGAUCUCAUGGUUGUUCAGUUAGAGCCCCGAAUCGGGGCUUGGGGGCUUGCUGAUGUCAGCACAGAACUGACAGGAAUCCUCUGUCCCCCUCUUUCUCUGCCCCUCCCCUGCCCAUGCUCUCUUUCAAAAAUAAAGUAAAAUAAAAUAAAAUACUCUUCCACUUAAAAUAAAUGUACAAACCAAAAUGUUGAAACACAUUGUCUUCUAGAGUUAUUGUUGCUAAUGAGAUACUUUCAACAAAUUGUCAUUUUUAAGGUAUCUCCAUUUUCUCUCUGAAGGCUUUAAAAAUUUUUCUCUGAUUCUUGUUGUAUGUCUAAGUGUUGAUUUUUAUUUUUAUUAUCUGUUUGGAGUAUACUUUCUAUUAAUAAUAUAAGUUAUUUCAAUUCUGGAUUUUCUCAGCUCCUAUUAAUGAAAAAUUUUGCUUCUAUGUGUAUCUUACAAUUUUAUUUAUUAUACCUCAAUAAAGCUGGAAAAAUUACAAAGCAAACAUUUAAAAAUAGUAAAAGGAAACAAAAAAGUUUGGACAUUUAAAUCUGUACUCCUAUAUUACUCUUGGAUUUAAGAAAAUCACAAUGGAAAUAAGAACUACUGAAGGAACAAAAAUUAAAAUAUUAUUUAAAAUUGUGGAAUACAGCUAAAAGAGUAUUUAGAGGUAAAUUUAUUGAUAAAUACAAUAACUAAAAGUUAAACAAAACAAAUUAUUUAAAAUAAGUGAAUUUAGCAAGCCACUCAAGAAACAAGGCAAAAAAACCCACAUUAUAUCAGCAUAAACUUAAAGAAAAUAAUAGGAAAAAUAACCAAGGUAAGGGUAUAAAUUAUUGAUAUGCAAACAAGGAAGAAUUCUAAUGAAAAAGCAAUAGAGGGGCGCCUGGGUGGCUCAGUCAGUUGAGCAUACGACUUCAGCUCAGGUCAUGAUCUCACAGCUCAUGAGUUUGAGCCCUGCUUUGUCAGGCUCUGUGCAGACAGCUUAGAGCCUGGAGCCUGCUUAGGAUUCUGUGUUUCCCUCUUUCUCUGCCCCUCCACUGCUUGUGUUCUGUCUCUCUCUCUCAAAACAAAAUAAACAAACAUUAAAUUUUUUUUAACAAUAGAAGCAGACAGUAAAAGUCAUACUGAAACUGGUGGGAAGAAAUUAAAAUUCUGUCAAGUCCAAUGGUGGGACUAAUAUACAGUAGGCAGAUGUCAUGGCUAAAAUUCUUUUUAAAGAUUUUAAAAGAAAACCCCAAAUUCUGCUUAAAAACAAAGUCUUGGAAAAGGAUAAAGAAAAGCAAGAGAAACUGGGGAAAAAAUAAAACAACUUGAUAAAAAGCAAGAAGAAUGAGUGGGAAAUAAUAUACAGAGUAAAACCAGAUAUUGUCAAAGACAAAGAACAGAUAAUCUUUAGAGAGCUACAAUAAGGGAUGUUGAACAAUUAUUUAAUGAGACUUGAAAGCAUCAAAACAAUGUUGAUGAAAAUAUUUUUAAAAAUCUAAGAAAAAGUGGAGGCCCUACUAGAAAACAAGGUGAGUUGAUACCAAUUGUUUGCAAUUUUUUCCAUUUUCAGAGGAAUAGGUAAAAGUAAAAUUGGGGGCACCUGGGUGGCUCAGUUGGUUGAGCAUCCAACUCAUGAUUUCAGCUCUGGUCAUGAUCCCAAGGUCAUAGGAUCCAGCCCUGUGUUGGGCUCUGCCCUGAGUGUGGAGCCUGUUUGGGAUUCUCUCUCUCUCUCUCUCCCUCUCUCUCUCUCUCUCUCUCCCCCUUCC